Hermetia illucens (black soldier fly) is the source of this 2039-nucleotide messenger RNA. RefSeq names its product syntaxin-17 (gene Syx17). Gene Ontology annotation, cellular component: autophagosome membrane; SNARE complex; plasma membrane. Bases 152 to 976 code for a protein of 274 amino acids. Gene Ontology annotation, molecular function: SNARE binding; SNAP receptor activity. Gene Ontology annotation, biological process: intracellular protein transport; exocytosis; vesicle fusion. The transcript is spliced from 2 exons. The record is from RefSeq and is a predicted model, not a curated record. Lineage: Eukaryota; Metazoa; Arthropoda; Insecta; Diptera; Stratiomyidae.
AAAAGUGUCACAAUCAUAUGUUAUCUGCUUGAGUGAAAUUCGGGAGUGUGUACCUCGCUCGAUGGCGUAGUUUCGAUUGUGAAAGUUAUUGUCCGAAAUCUACCAUUGUCUACCUUAUCCGAUAUCUUUUAGUGAAGCGUUUAUUCGGAAAAUGGAGGAAAUUCCGGUGAAGCGAGCCGAACUCUCGAUAAAAAAGUUCAAUGAAGUGGCGAUCCCGCAUCAUCUGGGUUUGCUGAAGAAUCACAAGAGCAACAUUGAAAAGAGUCUGGCGCUGGGCGACUGGGACAAAAUUAAAAAGGAGGAAAUCAACGCGAUGCGGGUCGUCAAGCAGCUGAGGAAUCUCCUGCUCGAGAUGGACGUUCUGCGGGGCAAAAUUAACGAUAAUGAAGUGAAUAAAUUCGAUAGCAUGAUUAAGCCAGGCAGAGUCAAGGCCAUGGAAGCGAUCCAGGAAUAUAUGGAUAUGCAAUUUAUGACGUCUGCAUCAAAAAAAUCCCACAACACCUACAUCGAAGAUGACGAAACUGUUGCAGAAGUUGAAGGAAACUUGCCACAAAUUCAAGCCGACUUCCAAAAUCAACAACACCAGUUGCAAGCUCGACAAGCAUGUUUGGAGCAGUUCGAAAGUCUGCAUCGCGAAGUUGAGGACCUGCAUUCAAUGUUUAGUAAAUUCGGCGAACUUGCUCACGAACAAGGUGAACAAGUGAAUAUUAUUGCCGACAAUGCAGAAGAAGCUCUGGAAAAUGUGAACGAGGGUGAAGUGCAACUUCGUACUGCCUUGAAAUACCAAAAAGCCAUGUACCCUGUGGUAGGAGCUCUUUUAGGUACAGCGGUGGGCGGUCCUAUUGGACUUUUAGUUGGACUUAAGGCUGGUGGGUUGGCAGCAAUUAGUUGUGGAAUCUUAGGAUUUACGGGUGGGAGUAUUUUGAAGAAGACUGAAGUUGAGAAUGGGAUUAAAGAAGAGAAAAAGGAGGACUGACAUUGGUGUACAAUUCAGUAAUGUUAUAUUUUGUAUUCUAAGGGCUGUGUCCGGUUUUGAGUGCUUAGUUGGAAAUUCCAUAGGUUGGAAUCUGGAAAAAAUACGUUGAGAAGAAAUCUCCUGAGAUUUUGAAUUAGUGUUAUCGGAAACUUAAGAAAGCGUUUAGUAAUAUUCCGAGGUUGAUUAAAAGAUGUAUACAAAAAACAUGACAUUAAAAUAGGUUGGAAAAAAUCUAACAGAAAAAUUAAGGGAAAAUUACCCGCAAUUGGCUUUGCCCGAGUAUUAUUGAUAAGUGCCGUUUCAAUGAGAUUACACUUUUUAAAAUAAAAUUUUCGAUGCCGUACGCAUCACCACGUUCAUUAAGUUUGCACCUUGGCUUGUAUACCUCCUAGCAUGAGUACAUUCAUAUUUGUGAUAAUAGUCAAUUUAUUUUUAGGUGUUUACUCCAAUUUAUGUUUCGUAUCUUUAGCAAAUCAACAGGAAUAAAGAUUGUGAAAUAGUUGGAAUUGUGAAAAGUUAAGUUAAAGGAGUUCAAGGUGCUCGAGUGUAAUCCUGGAGAAGCACGGCACGUUAUAUGUAAAGUCCCCGUUUCGUUCAAUUUGUCAAAAAGUUGAUUGUUUCCUUUUCGGUUUAUUGACAGGCGUUCAAUAGCUUAUAUACUCAAUCGUUUCAAGUUGGAAUAUAUAAAAUUUUGACCUACUUUUUAGGCCUUCCCCUGGUUACCCGUAGUUCAAAUUAUUUGUAUCUGUUUACAGAAUAUUGUUUCCCUGGUUUUAGAAUAAUGUAGCAAUGAAGUGUUUUCGAAUGGUGCAAAACGUUUACUAUACGAAGCCAUAAAAAAACUAACAUUCUAGUAUUUAACAUUUUUCAUAUAGAACAUACACAUACAACUAGACAUUAUUCAAUUGUAUGAUAUACACAAAAAAUUGAUAAUUUUUUAUCGAUGUGCAAAUGUAAUUGUUUACUAACUGUAGGAAAAUUGAUGUAAAUUUAUUGUUGUAAAAAUUCAUAUUUCUAACAAUUGAGUAACAUUACAAUAAAAUUAAUGCUUCAGUUGAUUGAA